Molecule: messenger RNA, 1477 nt
Organism: Paramormyrops kingsleyae
Lineage: Eukaryota; Metazoa; Chordata; Actinopteri; Osteoglossiformes; Mormyridae
Gene: erfl1
Product: Ets2 repressor factor like 1
Biological process (GO): cell differentiation; regulation of transcription by RNA polymerase II
Cellular component (GO): nucleus
Molecular function (GO): DNA-binding transcription factor activity, RNA polymerase II-specific; sequence-specific DNA binding
Source: RefSeq, a predicted model, not a curated record
UAUGGACUGUAGCUGUGUCAGUGACCUUUUGCUCACGCCCCCGGUCCCUGCCCUGUGGACACCAGGCAUCGCCUUCCCAGACUGGGCCUACAAGCCAGAGUCGAGCCCAGGCUCACGGCAGAUCCAGCUGUGGCACUUCAUCCUGGAGCUGCUGCAAAAGGAAGAGUACCAGGGGGUGAUCGCCUGGCAGGGCGACUAUGGCGAGUUCGUCAUCAAGGACCCUGAUGAGGUGGCCAGACUCUGGGGCAUCCGCAAAUGCAAACCUCACAUGAACUACGACAAGCUGAGCCGCGCACUGAGGUACUACUACAACAAGCGCAUUCUGCACAAAACCAAAGGCAAGCGCUUUACCUACAAGUUCAACUUUAGCAAGGUGGUUCUGGUGAACUAUCCUCUACUGGACAUGGCCAGCUCCCCCUUCCUGCUGGCCCAAAACCACUUCAACGGAGGUUCGGCAGCGCCAGACUGCAGCCCGGUCUCUCCAGAGGCACUGCAGUCCCUGUUUCCACGGUUGCCAGAUUCUGGGAGAGGGGGCUCCCUGUUCGAGAGGAGUGCAGGCCCGCCGGGGCCCGAUGGGGACAAGCUAAGACUUGAUGCCUUCCCGUUCCUCAGCUCAGGUGCCCCCUGUUAUUCCAAGCCCCCCUCCCUCUUGGGCCCUUACCCCCGUAAUCCACCAUUUGACUACCCAUGGAGCUUCAACCCCUACCUCCCAGGGGCUUUCUCCCUCAACAACUGCCCCAAACUGCCCCCUGGCUCCCUGUAUCAGUCCCACUUUUACCCCAACCCCUUGCCGACCAGCCUGUCCCAGCUGCCCAAUCCUUUCUCCUCACUUCUGCCACCUGGAGACGGAGCAGAGAGAGUUGGGGCACAAGCUGGGGGCGCCGGUGGCACCGUGGGAGGCCUACCAGCCAGGCUCUGCAUGCCCCCCUACUCCGGCACCUUGGCUCUCAAUCGGACUGAGAUGGGAAACGGAGGUGCAGGGGAGAGAGAAAGGUGCGAGGUCAACGCAGGAGCUAAUGGCAGCCUAGGGUUGGGACUCGGACUGGGUUUAGGACUGGGAUUAGGGGGCGUUGCUUUGGGGAAUGGCGGGGGAAGGCAGAGCCCAUCAGAGAGGCGCGGGGCCGUGAAACAGGACCCUGAGUCUGACUCAGAGCUGGAGAUCACAGAUCUGAGCGACUGCAGCUCUGAUAAUGAAAAUGAGCCUGAAUUUAUCAUGUCCAAGGAUGGCAGGCUGAGUAGCCGAUCGCAGAUUCUGGAAGCCAAAAGAGCAACACCUUUACCACCUCUCUCCUCCCUCACAAAAGCUGGCUCUCCACGUCCUCUAAAAAGCGUAGCGCCCUCAGCACCUUCCACCCCUUCCCUCCCCAGGUCCCUGUCCCCGUCUCUCUCUCUGGUAGAUAGACACAGGCAAACAGAAGCACUCAAACUCACUCAUAGCUAAUAAAUUUUUGUCUCUUGUUCAUAUUCCUUCAACUCU